UACUUAAGGGUAUUAAAGGAAAAAGUGGUACAAAAUAUAAAUUAGCCUAAUGGGACAAUGUUAUCAUUUUUUUGUCUAAAAAAACAAUUUUCCCUAAAAUAAAAGGGUCUUUUGGAAACCCAAACUGAAUUACAUAUAUAUUAAGAACAUUGAUUUGAGCAAAUUGAAUACUGACGUUUUAAUUAAAAAAUUAACAUGGAAUUAGACGUUUGGGUCAGUAUCAUUUCUAUUAAUAACAAGAGUCAAAUAAUUAAAUAACAAUAACAAUAUCUAAGCCUUUUACUGAAUUUUAUUUAUAAACUCAAAAAUAUAAAUUUUCGUUAUCCAUAAAGUUAUUAAAAAAAUUCUUCAAAGCAAAAAAAAAAACAUUAUUUUGUUGUGACCAUCAUGAGAACAGACGUGAAAAAGGAAACUUUAUAAUCAGAUUUUAUUAAAGAAAAAGUCAACUAAAAGAAGUGGAGUCGAUCUAGGGCCUAGGGGAGGUGUUGUGUUCCUCGCAGUCAAAACCUCUCCAAGUAGAAAACUCUUCAGACAUUAUUUAUAACAAAGAGAUAUAGACAAAGACUUCGAUAGUUCUCAGUUUGUGUAUCCACGAACUCUUCCAAAUAAUUUUUAAAACAUACAAAAGCCAAAACACAUUAUUUAGGGCAACUCGACGGAAGAUGCCGGAGUUAAGAGUGUUAUCGGCGUUAGAUGCGGCGAGGUUACAAUGGUACCAUUUCAAGGCGAUAAUGAUCGCCGGAUUAGGUCUCUUCACCGACGCUUACGAUCUCUUCUGCAUAGCUCCCAUCAUGAAAAUGAUCAGCCAAAUCUAUUACCACAAAGAUUCCAUCGGAACCGCCGUUCUCUCCAUCUCUUACGUCAUCGCACUCUUCGGCACCGCCUUAGGACAGCUCAUCUUCGGCUACUUAGGCGACCGUGUCGGGCGCCGAAAAGUAUACGGUCUCUGUCUCUUAAUCAUGGUGUUCAGCUCCUUUGGCUGCGGUUUCUCCGUCUGCACCACUCGCCGUUCUUGCGUCAUGGCGAGUUUAGCAUUCUUUAGAUUCGUUCUCGGGCUAGGGAUCGGUGGAGACUACCCUCUCUCCGCCACGAUCAUGUCGGAGUUCGCUAAUAAAAAGACUCGUGGGGCUUUUAUCGCCGCCGUGUUUUCGAUGCAGGGGUUGGGAAUCUUGAUGAGCUCAGCCGUGACGAUGGCUGUGUGCGAGGCGUUUAAGAUGGCCGGAGAGGGGAGUUUAGAGAAAAUGGAGGCGGCUGGUGUGGAGACUUUGGCUCCGGCGGAGUCGGAUAUUGCUUGGAGGUUGAUUCUGAUGAUCGGUGCUAUUCCCGCCGCGCUAACGUUUUACUGGCGAAUGCUCAUGCCUGAAACUGCCAGAUACACAGCACUAGUUGAGAACAACGCAAGACAAGCAGCAAAAGACAUGCAAAAAGUCAUGUCCGUAUCCAUGUCUCAAGUAGCCGAAGAUACAUUAUCGGAGACACUAGAACUACCACCAUCUACUUCUUCCUCCUACAAACUUUUCUCCCGCCGUUUCUUCAGCCUCCACGGCCGUGACCUCUUCGCAGCCUCAGCCAAUUGGUUCCUAGUGGAUGUCGUCUUCUACACAAGCAACCUCCUCCUCUCUCAAAUCUUCAGUUUCUCCAACAAACCUCUCAACUCCACAAACGUCUACGACUCUGCCUUCGAGGUGGCUAAGCUAGCAGCCAUCGUAGCCGCUUGCUCCACCAUCCCCGGCUACUGGUUCACCGUCUACUUCAUCGAUAGAAUCGGUCGUGUCAAAAUUCAGCUUAUGGGGUUUUUCUGUAUGGCCGUUGUUUACCUGGUUGCUGGGGUACCGUACAGUUGGUAUUGGUCUAAGCAUGAGAAGACUAAUAAAGGCUUUAUGGUUCUCUAUGGACUGAUCUUCUUCUUUAGCAAUUUUGGGCCUAACACGACGACCUUUAUUAUCCCGGCCGAGCUUUUCCCGGCUAGGUUUAGGUCAACUUGUCACGGGAUAUCCGGAGCUGCCGGGAAGUUUGGGGCCAUUGUCGGGACGGUUGGUUUCUUGUGGGCUACGCAGCAUGAAGAAGAGGACAAAGGAGAAGUUUUUCCAGAUGCGAGACGCGUGAGGAUAGCGUUUUUAAUCCUUGGUGCAGUUUGUAUCGCUGGAGUCUUUGUGACGUACUUCUACACUCGUGAAACUAUGGGAAGGUCGUUAGAAGAGAACGAAGAGGACGAGAUUGAUUCCACAUGUGCAUCUUCUGGUAAUGAGGUAUUCCCUAUAGAAUAGUGAUUUUGAUAUCACAACACAAUCAAUCCUCUUUUGAUUGUCCUCUUCUAAUUUAACUCUGAAUUUCCUUGGUUUUGAUGUUUGAUAUACGUUAAGUUUUUUUUUGUUCUCGUGUUUAAUUGACUUCUUUUUUUAUUUGUUUUCUACUAUUUAAAUCCGUGCAUUUAGAACGGUAUAUGGAUGUCAAAGCUUGGUCAGCUUGACACUAAACAUGAUUGAAUAUCACUCACUUUUGGUUGGGAAAGAAGCCACCUGGUUGCUUUCACAUAAACCUUAUGGCUUACCAUUGUACCUCUUCAUCCUGAUGAAACUUUUUCUCCCCAUUUUGAUCCCCUAGACUUCUUCACUAUGACGUAAUCCAUGUCCUUUUUGGAUAAACUAUACUUAGUUUUCUUUGGAUGGACCCAUCUUUUUAUUUAUAUUGCAAUUUAUUUUGGUUCUGUGAAAAUAACACUUCAGAUGAGUUGCUACAUUCGUCCGGUUAGGCGGUCUACCAUAGCUAAAAAUGCUUUAGCCAACUGAAAAAAAAAAACUUGCUGUGACUUUCAAAAAUCAGGAUUUAUCACCAAUGUAACCUCUGUUUUGGCUAACCAGGCACAACCAUAACCAUCUUCGAUUAUGGUCUUCUAAUGAUUUUGUCGGUUUGCAGUGUCAAUGGUUCAGUUUUGAACUUUUCUUCAUGAACAUGCAACAAGAGAUUGUUAUUAUAAUGGUUUAGUCGGUUGGCAGUGUCACUGGUUCAGUUUUGAACUUUUCUUCAUGAACAUGCAACAAGAGAUCGUUACCAUCUCCCUCUCUGAUGUUUUUCCCCAAGAGAGAAAAAUUCGAUUUGUUAAGUUCACUCUAGCUAGUUUCGACUUUCGAAGCCUAAUUAAUACCAACAAGGCCUAGCAAUCGAUAGUAACUAAAAUAUUAGGAUACUAAUUCUUCCUAGCUCUUCAUUUUUUCAUAAGCGCUGACAAAAAUUAAAAUAUUUCAACAAUCUACAAAACCAAUUCAAAUCAGUUAAAAUUGG
Molecule: messenger RNA, 3282 nt
Organism: Brassica napus (rape)
Lineage: Eukaryota; Viridiplantae; Streptophyta; Magnoliopsida; Brassicales; Brassicaceae
Product: probable inorganic phosphate transporter 1-9
Exons: 2
Coding region: 663-2267 (534 amino acids)
Biological process (GO): transmembrane transport
Cellular component (GO): membrane
Molecular function (GO): transmembrane transporter activity
Source: RefSeq, a predicted model, not a curated record